AUGUGGGGGCUAGUCAGCAAAGUUAGUGCUAGAAUUCAUAUUUCUACUCGUCUCUCAUCCGUGUCAAACAAGACAAUUGGCACAUUUCCCGUUUUUCGCUUUUAUUCUUCCAGUGCAGAACAGAAAUAUAGAAAGAAACUUUUAGAAGAGGCUCAGAAACAAGGUUUCAACAGCAUAGAAGAGUUGAAGAACCAUUUGAAAGGGACUAUAGAAUCUAAAAAGCGCGAAUUCAAUAAAAUUGACCCCCUGAAAGAACUGGAGGACUAUCAACAAAGAACUAAAAUGGAAAAUAACAACUCCAAGCAUAUGAUGACAAAAUCAAGAAGUCCUCUUGACCCAAGUGCUCCUAAAGUUCCGUUUAAAACUUUGGACUCUUUCUUGGAUGUAGCGAAGCUCAAGGACUUAUCCAAGCAGGAAGUUGAGUUUCUUUGGAGAGCAAGAUGGGCACAAAAGGAUAAUACAUUAUGUGCUGUGAUUCCUGUCCCCGUUUACGAUAAAAUGAUGGCAAAUGCCAAGAACAACCCUAUAUUCGUUCUACCACUUCCCAGACAGGUUCAAUCAAAUGAUGCAAAAUCAAGCGAAGAACAGGGAAUGGAAUUACACUACAUUCAAUGGCAGUUUGUCGGACCCCAGACUACACAUUGUAUGAUGACCUCUUUGGCGGAGUACAAACUACACCAGGAAUUUGCAAGGCCACAUACUACUUUGCAGUUCCAUUCUGAUUUGGUCAAGGACAAGGAAAUUGUUUUUAUGAACGGCCAUGUCGAACCGGAUACAAACGUAAACGUACAAGAUGCACAAUUGUUGCUGUUAAACGUUCAGAGGUUUUACGGUGCUAUGGGUGAAGAAACUCCAGUUGCUAAACAGAGAGUACAGUUAUUAAGAGAUUUCUCCAAGGGUUCUCCUGAAUUUAAUGUCGAGAAAUUGAUUUCACUAUCACAGUCCAUGGAAAAUUAA
Saccharomyces paradoxus is the source of this 957-nucleotide messenger RNA. RefSeq names its product Atp11p (gene ATP11). The transcript has a single exon. Gene Ontology annotation, cellular component: mitochondrion. Gene Ontology annotation, biological process: mitochondrial proton-transporting ATP synthase complex assembly. NCBI's taxonomy places the organism in Eukaryota, Fungi, Ascomycota, Saccharomycetes, Saccharomycetales, Saccharomycetaceae. The coding region runs from base 1 to 957 and encodes 318 amino acids. The record is from RefSeq and is a predicted model, not a curated record.